Uranotaenia lowii is the source of this 792-nucleotide messenger RNA. RefSeq names its product general odorant-binding protein 45-like. The coding region runs from base 1 to 792 and encodes 263 amino acids. NCBI's taxonomy places the organism in Eukaryota, Metazoa, Arthropoda, Insecta, Diptera, Culicidae. Gene Ontology annotation, molecular function: odorant binding. The record is from RefSeq and is a predicted model, not a curated record. Gene Ontology annotation, biological process: sensory perception of smell. The transcript has a single exon.
AUGAAGCUCCAAAGUCUUCCAGCAUUGUUCAUCAUCCUGCUGCACGCAUUUUCGGUGCGAUCUUCGCAUCGUCACUGUUUGCAGUACAAGUCAUCGAUAACUUUGUUCAAUGAGCCCCUGAUGAUACUGGGUCAUCAACCAAGCGUCAACAUCGGCCCAAUGAUUCCGUGCCAAAUACGGGGUGGAGCAAUCCUGCUGCGAAUCUGGCACGAUCACAAUGCAACAGCCAAGAAUGACGUGUGUCCCCGAUUCUGGCAGUUCGAGCACAAUCCGGAAGAAAAGCGGCAACGUGUGAUACAGUGUUGUGAUGAAGUGGCUGAACGGCUUCCGGUGGAUCAAAACUGCCAACGAGCGCAAGAAAUGUUCAACUGCUACUAUAAAAACUUGGAUUUCCGAUGGGUUGAGAAGUUUUUUAUACCACGGGCUGAGCUGCAACAUGCACGAGUUCUGACCGAUUGCAUCCGGAUGUUGCAGAUCAGCGAAAGUGAGUUGGAUCUCAUUCGCCAAGAAGGUAUUCUGAAUCAUCCCAGAGGACGAUGUUUGGUGCGAUGUUUCCUGCUGCGAGAGGAUCUCUACUCUGAAGAAUCUGGACCACGGCCGUUCCGAAUUUUGGUUGAAAAAGGAGGAGCCGAUGAUGGAAUCGAGUUUCGGAAACAGGGUGAACGUUGCAUCGCUCGUCUGCAGAGAAACUUCUUGGAUCGAUGCACCCUGGCGGCCAGAAUAGCCGACGAAUGUUACGAUCAAACGCUUUUGAAGAUUAUUGAUGAGGGGCUUAAAAAUAUCAAAACUUAA